Messenger RNA from Geodia barretti, 693 nucleotides. The record is from the annotation of a GenBank genome assembly. NCBI's taxonomy places the organism in Eukaryota, Metazoa, Porifera, Demospongiae, Tetractinellida, Geodiidae.
GGAUCGUCGGCGCCGCGUCUACGGGCGCAGACUCGGCUACCGGCUCCGCCCCGGCCGUCAGGCGCUGCUCGAGCGUGCCCUGCCGGGGCUUCGGAUCGCGUGCCCGACGAUGAGCAGGCGCGACUCGAGCUGAACGGCCUCUUCCCGGCGCCGGUCCGCGACCUCUGGCUCGAGAUCGGCUUCGGCGCCGGCGAGCACCUCGCCCAUCAGGUGCGCACCAAUCCGGACGUGGGGUUCAUCGGCUGCGAGCCCUUCGUCCAGGGCGUUGCGGGCCUCCUGCGCCAUCUUGAGGCGGACGGCACCAGCGGACGGGUCCGCAUCUUCCCCGACGACGCACGGCUCCUGCUCGAUCGCCUGCCGGACGCCUCCAUCGGCCGGCUGUUCGUGCUGUUUCCCGACCCCUGGCCCAAGAAUCGCCACCACAAGCGCCGCCUGAUCGAUGCGGAAACCCUCGCCGGCUUCGCCCGCAUCCUGAAGGAUGGCACGGAGUUCCGAUGGGCGUCCGACGAUAUGGACUAUGUGGAGUGGACGCUCGAGCGAGUCGCGGCGAGCGGGGCGUUCUCGGGGCCUGAGCAGCGAUCCGGCGACUGGCCUUCCCAGCCGGCCGACUGGCCCGAGACCCGCUAUGAGCAAAAGGCCCGCGCCGCCGGCCGGGCGCCGGUCUUCCUCCGCUACGUCCGCAUCCCUCGAUAG